Hymenoscyphus albidus is the source of this 6904-nucleotide messenger RNA. Lineage: Eukaryota; Fungi; Ascomycota; Leotiomycetes; Helotiales; Helotiaceae. The record is from the annotation of a GenBank genome assembly.
GCAACUACAAAACUACACACGAAUAAGCUCUCUACCACGGAUACCAGAGUAUAUUUGAGAUUUCGAAAGGCUCAAUGCAGUGGUAAAACUCGCAAUUCUUUAAUUAGGCCUGCGAACCAAAACUUCCCCUCUCCAUUUGGGUCCAUCCAUUCAACCACUACGAAUACACAAUGCCCGGCCCACGAAUGCCCAAAAAUGGCUACAGAAAAGCCGGAAAACAAGCCUACCAUGGCCCCAAGAAAUCAAAGACCUUCACCGCAUCCUCAAACCGCAACGAAGCCACCUCCGCAGACGAGAAACGCGAAGCCGUAAAACUAGCCGAUACCAUCGACGAAGCCCAAGGCUUCCCCCGCUACGAUGCCGGGAAAAAGAAGAUUGGUUGGCUUGUGAACCUGAAAGCCACCUCCAUAGAAGACCCCAAGAUACCCGAGGGGAGAGCGGGCUUGGAUUGUUAUUUUAUUGAGGAGGAUGGGGGGACGUUUAAGGCGACUUUGGAAUAUGAUCCUUAUUUCCUGGUUGCGGUGAAGAGGGGUCAUGAGGCGGAGGCGGAAGAGUGGCUCAAGAGAGCUCCUGGGGGAGGCGUGGUGAAGAGUCUGAAGAAGAUUGACAAGGAGGAUUUGCAGAUGCCGAAUCAUCUCCUGGGCUACAGGAGGACUUUUUUUGAGUUGAGGUUUAGUAACGUUAAUGAUUUGCUGGCCGCGAGACGAGAUAUAAUGCCGAUCGCGGAGAAGAAUAAGAAGAAUAUGAAUGCUAUGGAUACAUAUGCGGAGGUUGCUAGGUAUGUUCUCUUUGGUAUGGAUUUUGGGAGAAAGGACAGCUCGACUAAUUGUUUGGGGCAGCGCAAAUGCUGGUUUUGACCUUUUUGACGAAGAUAAUGAUAAACGACUUAAUGUUUCUGUUGCGGAUGCUAGCGAUUUUAUUGUGGAUAUUAGGGAAUGGGACGUACCAUACCAUGUGCGAGUAAUGAUAGAUAUGGGUAUGACGGUUUACGUGUAAGUUAAUAACAGAAACAGGGCUAACAAAUACAGAUAUACGAACGGGGAAGUGGUACUCAGUCGAGGCGAAACACGGAACUACGACGUUUAAAUGUUUAGAAGAACGUUUGCAGCGUGCAGAUCCUGUGGUAAUGGCAUACGAUAUUGAGACGACGAAGUUGCCUCUGAAGUUUCCAGACGCGGCUAUUGAUCAAAUUAUGAUGAUAUCGUAUAUGAUUGAUGGUCAAGGAUUUUUAAUCACUAACAGAGAAAUUGUCUCAGAAGACAUCGAGGAUUUUGAGUACACUCCAAAACCGGAAUACGAUGGUCCUUUUAUGAUCUUCAAUGAGCCAGAUGAGAAAGCUGUUAUUGAACGAUUCUUUUUACAUAUCAAGGAAGCCAGACCGACUGUGAUAGCGACUUACAACGGAGACUUUUUUGAUUGGCCAUUCGUGGAUGCUCGGUCGAGUGUCAAUGGAAUCGAUAUGUACCAGGAAAUCGGUUGGAGAAAAGGACCAGACGACCAGUAUUGUUGCGAUUAUAGCGCACAUAUGGACUGUUUUCACUGGGUCAACCGAGACAGUUAUCUACCACAAGGAAGUCGUGGUUUGAAAGCUGUGACUACGGCCAAACUGGGAUACGAUCCCGAUGAACUGGAUCCCGAACUAAUGCUUCGGUUUGCCAGUGAGCGACCACAGACGCUUGCUGAAUAUUCGGUUUCCGAUGCAGUGGCCACAUAUUAUCUAUACAUGAAAUAUGUGCAUCCCUUUAUUUUCUCGCUGUGUACUAUUAUUCCCCUGGGUCCCGAUGCGGUAUUACGGAAAGGAACUGGAACCUUGUGUGAGAUGUUGCUUAUGGUGGAAGCUUACAAGAAGGAAAUUGUUUUACCUAAUAAGCAUCAGGCGCCGAAAGAAUCAUUCUGGGAGGGCCAUCUUUUGGAAUCGGAGACAUACGUUGGAGGACACGUUGAGAGUAUCGAAGCUGGAGUUUUUCGUGCAGAUAUCCCAGUCAAUUUUGCAGUUGAUACCACAGCUAUUGAUGAGCUUCUGGCAGAUCUGGAUUCUGCUCUUAAGUUCAGUAUUACAGUUGAAGAGAAGAAAUCGCUUGAUGAUGUUGUGAAUUACGAUGAAGUCAAACAACAAAUUACCGAUCGACUGCUCAGCUUAAAGGAGACAGCGAAUCGAAGUGAGAGACCUCUGAUUUAUCAUUUGGAUGUGGCAUCCAUGUACCCAAAUAUCAUGACAACAAAUCGAUUGCAACCCGACUCUAUGAUUGAGGAAGCAGACUGCGCUGCUUGCGAUUUCAACCGACCAGGGAAGACCUGUGAUAGGCGGAUGCCUUGGGCUUGGAGAGCGGAGUAUCUUCCUGCAGAGCGGGGUGACUACCUCAUGAUUCGAAAUGCUCUCGAGAAUGAGAAGUUUCCUGGGAAAUGGCCAAAUAGCCCAGCCCGGAGUUUCCAGGAUCUCUCAACGGACGAACAAGUAGGACUUAUUCGAAAGCGUCUUCAAAUUUACAGUCAGAAAGUCUUUCACAAGAUCCACGAAUCGAAGACCAUCGAGAGAGAAGCAAUUAUCUGCCAGAGAGAGAAUCCAUUCUACAUUGAUACGGUCAAAGAUUUCCGAGACCGACGAUAUGAUUAUAAAGGAAAGCAGAAGGUCUGGAAAGGUAAAACUGAAGAGUUGAAGGCUGCUGGUGCAAGUAAUGCCGAAGUCGAAAAUGCCAAGAAAAUGAUUGUACUGUUCGAUUCGUUGCAAUUGGCUCACAAGGUCAUUCUGAACUCCUUCUACGGGUAUGUCAUGAGAAAAGGUUCUCGUUGGUACUCUAUGGAAAUGGCUGGUGUUACUUGUUUGACUGGAGCUCACAUCAUUCAAAUGGCGCGACAGCUUGUUGAGCGAAUUGGCCGUCCUCUGGAACUUGACACUGAUGGAAUUUGGUGUAUGCUUCCCGCCACUUUUCCCGAGAAUUAUGGUUUCAAGCUCAAGAAUGGGAAGAAACUCACUAUUUCGUAUCCCUGCGUCAUGUUGAAUCAUUUGGUUCAUAACAAAUUCACCAAUCAUCAAUACCAGACUUUGGUUGACAAGAAGACGUUCAAGUACGAGACUCACAGCGAUAACUCCAUCUUUUUCGAAGUUGAUGGGCCUUAUCGAGCUAUGAUCUUGCCUACCUCAAAGGAAGCCGACAAGAAUUUGAAGAAGCGUUAUGCUGUGUUCAAUGACGAUGGCAGUCUUGCAGAACUCAAGGGGUUUGAAGUGAAGCGAAGAGGGGAGCUGAAGCUCAUCAAGAUUUUUCAAACCCAAAUCUUCAAGUUCUUCUUGGAAGGGGAGACGUUGGCAGAAACCUAUGCUGCUGUCGCCAAGGUUGCCAACCAAUGGUUGGACGUGCUGCACUCGAAAGGUGCCACGCUUGCUGACGAAGAACUCAUCGAUCUCAUUUGUGAGAACAGAAGUAUGUCCAAAGCUUUGGAAGAAUACGGAUCUCAAAAAUCGACUUCGAUCACGACUGCAAAACGUCUGGCUGAUUUCUUGGGAGAGCAGAUGGUAAAGGACAAGGGCUUGAACUGCAAGUAUAUUAUUUGCUCAAGACCGAAGAAUGCGCCUGUCACUGAGCGUGCCAUUCCUGUUGCUAUUUUCUCGGCUGAGACCUCGGUUAAGAGAUACUUCCUCCGGAAAUGGCUUAAAGAAGAUCCAACAAAUAUGGAUCCUAGAGCAUUACUUGAUUGGGACUACUACCUCGAACGUCUAGGAUCUGUCAUCCAAAAACUCAUUACUAUCCCCGCUGCGCUCCAAAAGGUCCGAAAUCCAGUUCCCAGAGUUGCUCACCCAGAUUGGUUGCAACGAAGAAUCAAUAUCAAAGACGACCGAAUGAAGCAGAAGAAAAUGACGGACAUGUUUAAGGGCGCUCCGCUGGAGGAGAUCACUAAUCUUCAAGAUCCCAAAAUAGCGGAUAUGGAGGAUUUUGGCACUAAACUUCUCAAACCGAAGACCAUUGGCUCUCAGCUCUCGCAGGCCGUUCAAAAAUCCUCCAAGAGAAAGUCUCCCGAGCCCGCGGUUGCUGUAUCCGUCAAUCCAUACGCGGCACUUCCAGAAAAGAUGCCAUCGCCUACCGAAGAUUACCUAGGGUUCCUGGAAUACCAAAAGCAGAAGUGGAAGAUUCAAAAACAGGCACGAAUUCGACGUCGCCAUUUGUUUGGUGAAACCAGAGCUAGUGCCCAGAAUAAUAUCGGUGCAAAUUUUCGCCAGAAGGCGGAGUUGACUUUUAAGAGUACUUGGCAGGUUCUUCAAUUGAGAGCUACUGAAAGCCCUGGUGUUGUGAACGCCUUUGUACUCAUCGAUUCAAAGAUUCAUACCCUGAAAGUUAAAGUCCCCAGACAGAUUUUCUUGAAUUUGAAGGGGAAGGAGCUACCAGAUAUCGAGGUCGACGGUUGUGAAGCUCAGAAGGUCAAUCACACGUUACCGAAUGGCCACCCUUCAGUGCAUCUCUUCAAGCUUACCAUGUCUGAGGAUCUUUAUGUGAACGAUGCUCAGAAAUUGUCAUUGCUGUUCAAUCACCCCAGUGUUGAAGGUGUGUAUGAGAAGCAGGUGCCGUUAAGUGUGAGAGCAGUUCUUCAACUGGGUAGCUUGUGCACUUUUGAUGACACACAACCGGGAGUUUUGGGUAAAGGUUUGGAAUCCGGAUUCGACCUAUCGGGCCUUCGACCUGCUACUUCGAAGCAUCCGUAUCUAUCGAAUUCGCCUAUGGCGUAUCUCUACCUGUAUCACGUUAUAGCGGGCGAUCAACAGGUAUUUGCCUUGUUUUCUACAACGGGAGAGCAGGCCCAUGUUAUCACUCUGCAGAGAUCCAAGGACUCAAACCAGGAUCUGCCCAAUGUCACCAAGAUUUAUGCCGAUUUGUUGGCCCGGAGAGAACAAGAAGCCGAAGGCCAGCCAUGGCAAACCUGUUUCGAGUACCAAGACAAGCUUCAAUUCCAUACCAAGCAAGUCACGACGAGACGGAAGGCUUUGCUAGAAGUUGGAGAUCUUGUUAAAAAAAUGCGGAACGAUGAAAGCAAGCCACUUAUGCUUAUCAUUCAGUCACCACAACGCAAAAUGCUUUUGCAUGAUGUCCCAAUGCUUCGAGAGUUUCCAGUCUUGCCUCUCAAGUAUGAAGUCGCUGACAGCAAUAUGCCGCCAAUUGGUUGGCAAUCCUUCGUUGCAAAAAGAAUCGUCAAUCACUAUUUGAGCCUGGGGUCUUGGAUCAUGCAUCUUACUGAGUUGGCGAGAUAUGGUGAUAUACCUCUCUGCAAUCUUGAGCGAGAUGACCCUCGAUUCCUCAUCGACAUUGCCUAUGCUAGACGUCUUCAGAAGAAUAAUGUUGUUUUGUGGUGGUCUGGUGGUCCAAGACCGGACCAUGCUGGGUAUGAGCAAGAUGAUGUGCUAGGGCCGCUGGAGACUGUUCAGAUGCCAUCUGUCAACAACCCUGGUACAUAUCCAUCAGUUUGUAUUGAGCUCGAUAUCAAGAACUUGGCCAUUAACACCAUCUUGACUUCUUCCUUGAUCAACGAGCUUGAAGGUAGCGACUCCGUAUCAUUUAACCCUGCUGCACCAGCAAAUGACGGGUCGGGCGAUGGAGCAAACGUUCUCUAUGCAGACAAUGCAUUUGCAGCUGCAGGCGUCAAUGUACUCCGUGAGAUGGUCAAAGCCUGGUGGGUAGAGGCAACUAGAGGAAGCAGCAUAGCCGAUAUCAUGGUUCAGCAUCUUGUCAGAUGGGUAGAAAACCCAGCGUCUUUCCUCUACGAUCGGUCAUUGCACUACUAUGUGCAAAUGAUGUCGCGGAAAGCUUUCCAACAACUGAUGACGGAUUUCAGAAGAGUUGGCUCGCACGUCGUGUUCGCUAGUUCCAAUCGUCUACUACUACAGACGACCAAAGCGGAGGUCGGAAAUGCUUAUGCAUACAGUCAAUACAUUCUCAAAUCCAUCAAGGCAAAACCUCUCUUCCACUUCAUAGAUCUUGAGAUCAAGGAGUAUUGGGAUUAUCUUGUUUGGUACGAUGAAUUUAAUUACGGCGGAAAGGCAUGUCAAGAAGUUGUCGAGGCUGAGAAUCAAACUCUUGAUACUGUCAUGCAUUGGCAACUCAACAAAUUCUUACCCACUUCUCUACAACCAAUUUUCCACGAUUGGGUCGUGGAGUUCAUCGAGGUGAUGCAUAAGCUCAAGAGACCUCAAAUGAUCAACGGUGUCGAGUCAACACCCCGUGCAACUCAACUUCCCGUGGGCGUCUUGAGUGACGACAAACCAGACAAGAUCAUCUUAGGAAAAGAGUUCGAGAAGCCUCUCAAGCGCCAAAUCGCAGGUCUGAUCCGUCGUCAGAAGGACGAGAUGCUACACCCUGAACUAUCUUCCGACUACGCUUUUCCUCUCCUUCCAGGGUCACAUCUCAAACUCACAAACCCUAUUCUACAACUCGUCAAAUCACUCAUGCAAGUCCUCUCCCUCGACAAAAACAUCACCCUCGAAGCCCGACUUCUCCGAAAAGAACUCCUCGCCCUCUUCGAAAUCCGCGAAUUUAGCAACGAAGCCCGCUUCGAGAACCCCUCGGAAUCCCUCCGCAUCCCCCAAGUCAUCUGCGAGAACUGCACCCUGGCGCGCGAUCUGGAUUUGUGCCGCGACGCGGAUCUCAUCCCCGACGCCACCACGCCCUCCGACACCGAGUGGAAGUGCACCUUCUGCGACGCCGAGUACAACCGCCUCGAGCUCGAGGAGAAGAUGAUCGCCUCGGUGCAGGGCCUCGUGGUGGAGUGGCAGACGCAGGAUUUGAAGUGUGUCAAGUGUAAGAAUGUCAGGGUCAAUGAUUUUAUGGAGCAUUGUGCGUGUUCUGGUGCGUGGGGGGUUAGUGGGAAGAGGGGGGAUGUGGUGAGGAAGGUGGGGGUUUAUGGGAGGGUGGCGCAGUUUUAU